AGAAGGAGCGGCGGGAGGACGAUGGGGCUGCUGACCAUCCUGAAGAAGAUGAAGCAGAAGGAGCGGGAGCUGCGGCUCCUCAUGCUGGGCCUGGACAACGCCGGGAAAACCACCAUCCUCAAGAAGUUCAACGGGGAGGACGUGGACACCAUCUCGCCCACCUUGGGCUUCAACAUCAAGACCCUGGAGCACCGGGGGUUCAAGCUGAACAUCUGGGACGUGGGCGGGCAGAAGUCCCUGCGGUCCUACUGGAGGAACUACUUUGAGAGCACGGACGGGCUCAUCUGGGUGGUGGACAGCGCCGACCGCCAGCGCAUGCAGGACUGCCGGCGGGAGCUGGAAAACCUCCUGGUGGAGGAGCGCCUGGCCGGGGCCACCCUCCUCAUCUUCGCCAACAAACAGGACCUGCCCGGAGCCCUGUCGUCCAGCGCCAUCCGAGAGACCCUGGAGCUGGACUGCAUCCGCAGUCACCACUGGUGCAUCCAAGGCUGCAGCGCCGUGACCGGCGACAACUUGCUGCCGGGCAUCGACUGGCUCCUGGACGACAUUUCCAGCCGCGUCUUCACGGCCGACUGAGCCUCCUGCCCAAGCUGCGGACCCGACGCAGCCCCCCGGGGCGGCCUUCAGCCAGCUCUUCUGGGGGUGCUUGGGACCCUGGGGUCACUCCUCUCUCCACACCCCAUAACUGGCGUUGCUGCUGCUGCUGCUGCUGAGAGGACCCCGCCCACCCCACUGCUGCUCAGAAGAAGCCCCCCCGCAUCCUGCAGCCUCUUGCAGGACGGUGUGGGGGGAAACUGAGGCAGGAAAAGCACGUUCUGCUCCUCGGAGGCCCGGGCGGGUUCCUCCCUCUGCUCAGCGGAAACAAUAAAGCACUGAACUCAU
Molecule: messenger RNA, 882 nt
Organism: Tachyglossus aculeatus (Australian echidna)
Lineage: Eukaryota; Metazoa; Chordata; Mammalia; Monotremata; Tachyglossidae
Gene: ARL2
Product: ADP ribosylation factor like GTPase 2
Exons: 5
Coding region: 22-576 (184 amino acids)
Biological process (GO): protein folding
Cellular component (GO): cytoplasm; microtubule cytoskeleton
Molecular function (GO): GTPase activity; GTP binding
Source: RefSeq, a predicted model, not a curated record